Molecule: messenger RNA, 3890 nt
Organism: Xyrichtys novacula (pearly razorfish)
Lineage: Eukaryota; Metazoa; Chordata; Actinopteri; Labriformes; Labridae
Source: the annotation of a GenBank genome assembly
CUUUCUCUUAAUCCUUAAAUCUUCUAUAAUCAGGAUGAGAUGGAGAGAGCAUGUUUGCCUGACUUAGGAGAGCACAGUCUAUGUUGGGACCUGGAUGGAUUGCUGCAAGCUAACUGGCCAGUUGGAGAGAUGGAGGGAGGGGGAAAGGAAUUCAGCUGGUGUCAGAAACUCAAAGUUACUAGUUUCCAGCAAGAGCAAACAGGAAGAGUGGAAGUCCAAUAAAAGAGGAUGGUUUAACCACCAAGAUCAAGAAAGGAGGAUGAAGCCUUGACUGGAUCGUUUGGGGUGAGGCUCUGACUCUUAAUUUAUGGUUUAAGAUUUCUCUUUGGCUCAAAAUGUUGCAUUUCUUUACACUUUCAUGCCACUGUUUAGAGCAACAACAGAGAAAGCUCAAAUUUGGGAUUCAAAAGAAAAAGCUUGACUGAAAUCUAAAGUGUUACUAAGCAGGAAGUGUAGGCCACAAUGUCAGCAUUAAAGUAGAUUCUUUAUACAUUGGUGCAAAAAGAGGAAGAGGAAGAAAUGUUGAUCUGGUAGAAAUCUUCAUUUUCUGCAUGAUAAACUGCUGAGCAAGAAACAACAUGUGUUUGUAGGAUUAAAGCAGUUGAUAAGCUCUAUCAGGCAUUUAACAAGAGCUUAUCUAAAAGAUGCUCUUAUUCUAAUGAUUUGGCCUUGAUGUGCCAUUGUCAGCACUUGCAAAGCUACUUUGUGCACACAGAUACAUAUAAACAUUUGUAACAAAGCUGAAUAUGAUAAAGUGAUGUGUGCAGAAGAGCCGAGUGAGCCUAACGACUUACACUCUGAAUUUAGCUCUUUCUAACAGAUAGUUGACACUCUGUAAAGUUACAAACCAUCCUCCAGAAACUGUGUCAUGUGUCCAUGUAGAAAAGCACAAAAGCUUACGUAAACUGCAUUCGUUAACAGCAGAAAAAAACCACUAACUACUCUAACUUCUGUGUACCUUUACUCUAGAGAAGUGUGGCAGGGUUCAGACACCAUAACAGAUGCUGUCACUGGUCUGGCCUCCAAUCGCAUCCAGCACCAUAUGGCCUUUCUCGACCCAGUACACGCUUCCUACAACAUGUUCAUUCACACUUUUUUUACAGACUGAGUUUUUAGGGAUGAGUAGUGCUCUUAUUUCACUGUCCCUCUUGUAUAUUUGCACAUAUUUACAUAUGGCUUGCAAAUUUUUUUGCUCAUUUUUAGAUAUGAAUCAGCUUAAAUGUGCUAAGAAUGUGUCUCUACUCUCUUCUCCUCUUUUCUGUAGUACUAUAAAUGUCUCAGCUUGGAAACAAACAUUGGUGAAAAGCAUGUUAUACAGUCAGCUUGCCUUUUUUUUUAAGUCACAGACUUACGGAUCAGCCGCCCUGACAGCAGGGCUGGGGUGAGGUGAAGCUUCUUAUCCUCUUUAGGCAUCGUGCCUUUUAGACAAGGACCUUUCAGGACCUCAGUGCUAUUUAACAUGCUAUUUUCAAAGGCUAUGUCCCUAUUAGUCUUGCAGAACGAGUCUUAGAUGCUUAUUUUAGAAGAAGAAAUCCUAAAUGAGAUGACUGUAAUACCACACUAAUUUGACUAAUUAUCUCCCAGAAGCUACACUUUUGCAUGUUGGGGUUGGCAAACAUUUUCUAUGUCCCUUUAAAGCAAAGUGAGCUGGGGGUCAAAUCAUGUUAAGCUGUCUUCAUUUGUGGGUUAUCUACAAUAUCAAGGGUCAAACAAAAAAUCUAUAUUAGUUUUACAACUAUUAAAAAAAAGAGCUGAGCUUGGGGCAACAAUACAGAGUUGAUCUCUUUUAAAAUCUGGAGCUGGACACAAGUUUUGAUGGUCACUCAAAUGCGACUCAUCUCUCUGAAGUUAGAGGUAUACAAGGCUGCACACAAUCUCAUGACAAAUUUUACAUUUCAUGUCUUCUGAUUCAAGAUGUGGGUGGUGUGCAGCAGACCAAACACCAAGGUCUGAUCCUAGGCAGAAGGGGGUCCAAUGGCUACUGCAAACUACGACCCCCACCUGGGCGAAGGCCCAUCUGAGGACUCUGAGAUCCUUCUAGAUGAUUCCGACACAGGAAGUGUCCUUUCUGAUGACUCAGUGCUACCAGAAUAUGAAACGGAUGAAAAGCACACAGAGCCGUCCAAAACACUUUACGAGGCCUGUUCGAGGAAUGCCAGCACAUCCUUGCGCAGGAUCCUGGAGAGAGGAGUCACAAAGGAAGAGGCCAUGGAGCUGGACAUCAACGGCAGAGUGAGUGUGUGCUAUUUUACUGAAUGUCACACAGAGAAAAUGACUUUGACACGAUUUCAGAAGCUGUAUUCCUGUAAAGAGAAAAGUGAGAUUCCAGUUUCAUCAACAUCACUGUCCAUUUUUUUUUGGUCUCAGAACGGACUGAUGCUGGCUGUAGCCAAGGGGUAUGUAGACAUCGUCACAUGUCUGCACAAAUGUCCGUUCAUAGACAUCAACCACCAAGACAAUGACGGCAACACAGCCCUCAUGAUCGCUGCACAGGCAGGUAUGUCUGAUGACACACAAUAUAAAACGCUGACAUCCAUCCCUCCGUCAAAUACAACUAAAAAAUGUCUCUUCUUUUAUUUUCAUCUAUCAAGGCUUUAUCACUAUUCUGAACUACAUCCUUAACUUCUACGCGGGUGUAGACACCGAGGUCAGGGACCCCCGCGGCUUCACAGCUCUGAUUAAGGCAGGCCUGCAGGGCAGAGAGGAGUGUGUGUCUGCUCUGCUAAUGCAUGGUGAGUUGAAUAUAAUUCAACAUAGUCAAGGUGCUAUUAAGAACCAAAUGAUUAUGCUAGAGAUGCUUUCUUUUCUUUCUUUUAUUUUCCCUGUGCAGGUGCAGAUAUGAAUGCAAUGGACCUAGUCCAAGGGAGAGGUCUGAGGGAUUGGGCCGUUCGGACAGGAAGGUUUGAAACCAUCAUGAGACUACGACGUCUGCAGGCUCGCCCUGUUGCUGAGCAGUUCUGUGAGAACUACAUUCCUGAGUGGCCAGAGUUAAAACAACUGGUAGCAAAGGCCACAGCCACCAAAACAGCCAGUCAGAAGCUGCGUCAGCGCAUAAAAGACAGCCUUUCUUUUAGCUUUCCUCAUGACCCUGAGGACAAUGGUGUGUUAGACCACAUGGUCCGGAUGACCACCAGUAUCCACAGCCCAUUGGUAGCCACCGGUUGCCGCCCUCUCUGUCCCAGAAGCCCCCCAGAGAUCGGCAAGCGCCGGUAUACCGUCCCUGAACUGCUUGACAAGUACAGCAUGAAGGAACUGGAGGAGAGCACGGUGUCCCACAGUAAAGGGACAGUCAUCUCCUCUUCUCCCACCGUUGUGUCAGCUGCCUCUGUAUCCCUGACCUCCUGUUGUCAGGAUUCAGCGCGACGGGAAAGCGCGCCUUCAGGUGGCAUGAGAAGCUACAUACCUCGCAGCAUGGUGCAUAGAAACAGCAUCUUCCCCUCGGGUUGUAUUCCUAAGAUUGAAGUGACAAAAUCUGGAGAGCCUACUCCAAAGAAAGAGAAAAAGAAGAAAAGGCAGAGAGGAUACCUGGAGCCUCCUGUUUGGAAAUACAAGGAGGCAAAGGAGGAGAAGAAGAGGGAGAAGAAGCAGCAGCAGGAAAAGGAAAAAGAAGAGAAAAAAAAUAAGGGGUCAAAGCGAUCAAAAUGAGGCGUUAUGACAAUUGUACUAUAAAGAUAUCAAGCAUAAGGGAAAGGUGUGUGAUUCCAAACACUGAGAUACUGACUGAUUCUGAAGUCGGCACUUGACAAAUCAAACCCAUUGAUGCAUUUGAAAUUUGGCUUGGACUGCAUGCAGGAAAAGUGUCACAGGCUUGAAUAUGUAAGAUGUACUUUUCAGCGCUGGAAAGCUGAAAAUUAUGUCAAAUUGGUUUCACGGAUGCAUUUGAACUUUAC